AGUCCCUGUAGCACCAGCGCAGUGAGUGCAGUGACUAGUGCCCGACCCAACCCGAGCCACCAAACAGCCACCAUGUUCAAGCUGAUCGUCCUGUGCGCUGCCGUCGCCAUGGCCUCGGCCGGCUACUUGGAGCCCGCCAUCUCCUCGUACGGCUACACCACCUCGACCGUGCUCAAGGCACCCAUCGCCCACGUGGCGCCCGUCGCCUACCACGCGCCUAUCGCCUACCACGCGCCCGUCGUCUACAAGGCCCCCGUCGCCACCUCCUACCAGUCCUUCACCAAGAUCGACAAGCCCGCAUACGCCAUCGCCCCCGUCCACUACGCCACCCCCAUCGUCAAGUACGCCCCCGCUAUCUCCUACGCGCACGCCCCCCUCGCCUACAGCGCCCCCUACGCCUACGGCCACCACCUGUACCGCUGAUCUCAUGAAUAAACUGACGCCCUGAUAAGCUA
This is a messenger RNA of Frankliniella occidentalis (western flower thrips), 455 nucleotides long. Its product is annotated as cuticle protein 38-like. NCBI's taxonomy places the organism in Eukaryota, Metazoa, Arthropoda, Insecta, Thysanoptera, Thripidae. The record is from RefSeq and is a predicted model, not a curated record. The transcript is spliced from 3 exons. The coding region runs from base 73 to 423 and encodes 116 amino acids.